AUGCGACCUUAUCCAGGGCAAAAUUUGAAUGACGACAAGCGCAUUUUUAAUUAUCGUUUAUCAAGCGCAAGAAGAAUUGUUGAAAAUACUUUCGGUAUAUUAACACUAAAGUUUAGAAUAUACAAUAGACGGAUCCAAGCUAACCCAGAAAAUGUAGAUAAUAUAGUACUCGCUACUUGUAUUUUACAUAACUUCAUCAAAUAUUUCAAUCCAAAUACAACACAUGCAUCAGACUAUGAGGGUAAUCAACCUCAUACAAGCAGUUUACUGGAAACUGUGCAACCUCAAGGCGGAAACGCCACAGCGGGCGCAUUUCACGUUAGAGAAGUAUUCAAAAAUUCUUUUAUUUCUGAGGCAGGAGCAGUACCCUGGCAAGAAGAUAAAAUA
Brenthis ino (lesser marbled fritillary) is the source of this 387-nucleotide messenger RNA. NCBI's taxonomy places the organism in Eukaryota, Metazoa, Arthropoda, Insecta, Lepidoptera, Nymphalidae. The record is from the annotation of a GenBank genome assembly.